Cheilinus undulatus (humphead wrasse) is the source of this 4711-nucleotide messenger RNA. Its product is annotated as protein mono-ADP-ribosyltransferase PARP11-like. Bases 191 to 1165 code for a protein of 324 amino acids. The record is from RefSeq and is a predicted model, not a curated record. The transcript is spliced from 8 exons. NCBI's taxonomy places the organism in Eukaryota, Metazoa, Chordata, Actinopteri, Labriformes, Labridae. Gene Ontology annotation, molecular function: NAD+ poly-ADP-ribosyltransferase activity.
GUUAGACAGGAAGAAGAGAAUGUUAUGUAGCGAUAGUUGUUCUUUAAACCGUGUAAAUGGUGCCUGUGGGGGUUUAUUCACAAUGCAUGGCGGGUUUAUACCCCGACAAAGAAAGGCUGAAAACUGUCUGAGUUGCUGUUCGUCUGUGUCGUGUUUUCACGUAUGAAUUUCAGAUACAGCUGUGCUAGCCAUGAGAGCGUCCGAGGAGGAGUCUCCAGAGACGGAGGACAUGGACACCUCCGAGCCGAACUGGUGCUGGUUCUACUUGGCUGAGUGUGGGGUGUGGCACAUGUUUGAGAUUGAUCCCAGUGCAGCCUGCUCUGUGACCAGCGCUCAGAUUGAGCAGUGCUACAACAGAAACCAGAGAGGUGUGAUGGAGUUCUACACAGCAAAGUACACCUACAGGCUGGACUUCUCCGUUAUGCGGCAAAUUAACGUAACAACAGGGAAACAGCGGCCAAUCAAACGUUCCCUCCAUUCUGCGACUGGUUUCAGGUUUAUUUGUGAUAACCUUGCCUUGCCUGUUCCAUGUCACUGGGAGAGAAUCAAUACAGAUGAGCCAUAUCAGCUCAUUCAGUUGGGAAGAGACACCUAUGAGUUUAAAGAAGUUGCCAGACUGUAUGAGAGGACCAUGGAUCAUCCGAUUAAAUGCAUUCAGAGGAUUCAGAACCUGGAUUUAUGGGAGUUCUUCUGCAGGAAGAAAACCCAGUUGCGAAAAGUCAAGCGCACACUGGAUAUUGAAGAGCGAAUGCUGUUUCAUGGCACAGGACACAGCAACAUACAAGCUAUAUGUACUUUUAACUUUGACUGGCGGCUGACAGGAAGCCAUGGCGAUGUCUAUGGCAAAGGGAGCUACUUUGCCCGGGAUGCUAAAUAUUCCAGUAAAUUCUGUCACACCACAGGGAAGCACAACACCACCCUACAGAGACACGGACUUGCCCCGCCAAUAUUCGCUUGCGAGCCGCCUUACAAGACUAUGUUCCUUGCUAGAGUGAUCGUUGGAGAAUACACCGUAGGGCAUCCCCUUUACUGCAGACCGCCUUCCAAGGAUGCAAGCUUCACCAACUUUUACGACAGCUGCGUAGACGAUAUGGCCAACCCAAAGAUUUACGUCAUUUUUGACAGCAAUCAGAUCUACCCGGAGUAUCUGAUCGAGUUCUACUGAAAGCCAAACAAGAAGAUGAAUACUAUUUUUUUAAUAAAGGCUGGAUUCAAAUGUGGAAAUAUUUUGGAUACAGAAUAAAAAGGUGGGGCAGAAUGGAGCUAAACGGACUCUCUUCUUCCAGUCAGAUCCAGUGCCAAACUGGAGCAUAGGUCAUCUAAAGUGCCUUUGGGGGAAAUUGGAAAAUGAAGAAGACAGUAAAGGCUUUGUGUACAGUCUGUGUGCUGUAUGGCUUGUCUUAAAGGGGCUCUUCUGGUAGGAAUGCUUCGUUUCAGCAAGCAAGAACGAAGAGACGGACUAAAGAGCAGUCAUUGUGGCAAUUUUGUACUAAGUGCGGAAUCUGUGCUUGCUUGUUAAAUCUAUGUGCACAGUUGUUUAGAAUAAGCAGCCUGUACGUUAAAGGUGAUUUCCUGCCAUCAGCACAUCCACAGUACCCCGCAUGAGCUUAUCUACAUGUCAUGAUGACAUGUCUUAAACCAAAAACCAUCACAUGCCCCAACUUGAUCAUUUGGACCCCAGAUGUAUCAGUUGUCAGCAUUUAUGUGUACUAAGUUAAAAUCCCAAUUUCAAAAAAAUUGGGACAUCUUGUAAAAUAUGAAAAAAAAAAAAACAAAAAAAAAAAACACAGUGAUCAGCAAUGUUACCCAACCUAUACUCGGUUGAACACAGCACAAAGACCAGAUAUUCAACAUUCAAAGUCACAACCUGUAUUAUUUUAAGGGAAAUAUACACACAUUGUAAAUUUUGUAGCCUGUCACAUGUUCCACAAAAGUUGGGUCAGGGCAUGUUAACCACAUCCCCUUUUCUUCCAAAAACACAGUAAGCGUCUGGGGCCUGAAGACCCUAAUCUUUCCAUUUCCCAUUCUCACUCGAGUUACAUCUUUAGUGGCUCAACAUUGUAGGGUUUCUGUUGUCAUAUUUUGCACUUUAAAAUGCACAAUACCUUUUCAUUGGGAGAUGGACACACUCUUAUUGUGAAGCCAUGCUGUUGUAACAUACAGAACGUGGCUUGUUGUUGUCUUGCUAAAAUAAGCAGGGAUGUCCCUGAGAGAGAGAUCAUCUGGAUGGAGGAAGCUUGCUCCAAAACCUGUAUGUACCUAUCAAGUGUUCAUAGAGCUUUCACAGACAUGCACAACCAUCGUGCACAAUUUAUGUGCUCACACUAAACAGUCCGACUGUCAAGCCCAACCUGAGUUCUCACACUGUACGAGUGAAGUCUGGAUGGACCUUGACAGAAAACUGGAUUUUCCUUCGAAAAAGUCUCACAUACUGAGGUCCAAGUCCUAUCCUUGCUCUCUCACUCUCCCUCUCUCUUUCUUUCUUUCCCACACACAAAAACAGCACCACCAUCCUGGUCAGCUGGAGGUCCACGGGUAGGACUAUAUCCUGCUUGUUUAUUUCCUUUAUUAUAGCAGGGGUGAGGGGGGGUGAGCCAUUCCUGCUGUUGUCAUGACAAUUUAAGACAUUGUCUGACAGUUUACAAAGGAAAAAAUACCCCAAAGUUGAGGAUUCUGCUCGUGGCUCUGCUCUCACUGUGGGAGUGUCUGAGUUGUACGACGUAAAUGGCAAACAUGUCCGAAAUCUACCAGUUGGGAGCAACUGGUUGGCCGUCGUACCCCUCUGUACAUGGCACAGCAAACGUUACAUGAUCCAACUGAAAGUCGGUGUGACUUCAAAGUGAGUCGUGCGACUCAAAAUUCAUGGCUGAAUUGGAUGAGUUUGCAGUGUAUAUCUGGCUCUAGAUUUGGUCAAAGUCUUGAUGGUCUUUUGCCUCUUGAGUUACAUUUAUAGUUACAGCGACAUACUGUGUUAACUGAUAAUGGUUUCCCAAAGUGUUUCUGAGCCCACCUUGAUUUCCAUUCCAUAUCCAAUAGCUGGUUUUGAAUGCUGUGCUGCUUGAGGGCUUGGUGGUCACCGGCAUUCAGUGUUGGUUUUCAGCCUUGCCACUUAUGAGCAGAAAUUUCUCCAGAUUCUCUGAAUCUUUUGAUGAUAUUAUGGACUGUAGAUAGACAGAAGUCUCUAAAUUCCCUGCAACUGCAUGUUGAGGAACGUUUUUCAUGAAUGUAUAGACUUUUUUUCCCAUGCAGUCUGUCAAUCAGUGAAGAGAACCUUGCGCCAUCAUCCACUGUGAAUGACUUUCAGGAGUUAAAAUAUCCAGAAACCAAGGCACUUGUCUUUAAAAAAUGUAAGUGCUGUUGAAAUUUUCAUUUCAAUUAAUGAAAGACAGGUGAAAAUGCAAUUAAAUAAAUGCCGAUUACUCACACUGAUGCAUCACACAACCGUCUAAAGCAGCUUUGAUUAGAAAUCAUGUAAAAAUUCUCCAUGCUCUUAAUUUUUAUAAUGUUAUGGAUAAAAAUGCAUAAUCUACAUUGACAAUCCGCCCUCAGUUUCCACUUGUCCUGCUUCAAAAGUUAGUAGAAAGUUUUGAUGCCAUUUACAAGCAUGUCCUUUCUGAUUGUUUUGUAACUAUUAUCUUUAAAUCUACCAGCAGUCUUUCUCGAGUUAUCGACAUAUGCAAUUAAUUGAGAUAAACCACUAACAAAGCCUAAAUCAACUGGUAGCGCAACAAAAAAGUAAAAAGCCUUUGUAAAAGUGGCCUGUUCUAAAAGUGGAGCAUCAGGAGUAACUUUCAGGAGUGCUCCUUUUUACCCAGAGAAGAUACUGUCACCUUACCAAUCAUCCUGUGGAAUGUUCUGGGUGUUCUUAAGCAUUUAACAACUUUUCCAGUCUUUCCUUGACCAAACUUUUUUGGAAUGCAUUACAGGAAGGAAUUUCAGAAUGUGCAUAUUUCCAAGAAAAAACACAGUUGAUCAGUUUGACAUCAAAUGUCUUGUUGUCUUUGCCCUGUAUUCAAAUUAAUAUAGGUUGGAAAGGAUUUUCAACCUACUGUAUUCUGUUUUUAUUCACAUUCUGCAAAACAUCCAAACUUUUUUGAAAUUGGAGUUUAUACAGUGUAUCACAUAGGCAUGAAUUUUUGUUUUGUUUUUGUUCCAAAAAAAAAAAACGCUUCUACCUCUGCAUUGUUUUGACCAUGCAUCAUGCACUUUUCCCCCUUUCCAUGAAAGGUUUUAACUGUGUCACAGUGACAUAAAGUCAUGAUGUCGUCUUCUUGUGGUCUCUAGCAAUAUGUCUCUGUGUACUUCUAUCCUUAAACUGACUUGACAGAGGCUGAGGUUGAGUAAUAUUUCAACCAAAGCCCAUUCCAAACAAUAAAAAGAUCUGUUUCAGUACCAUGUUUGGCUUAAAAAGUCAUCAGUGUGAUGUUACCACCUGCUGUUGCCUUUAUUUUAAAGGACCGUGCAGGUUUUCUUUCCAUCUGGUGUAAAUUAUCAGAAAAAAGAAUGUAGCCAGCACAUGUACAGCACUGUAAUGAGAAUUUAUAUCGCUUUGCUGUGUGAGUUUGUUGAAUUCAUUCUGACUGGACAAUUGCAUUGUUAGCCACUAGAUGGUGUAAUAGUACAAGAAUAGCAUUUCCUCAAUCCAAGUGAAGCUAUCUGUUUAAGCUGAGUGAGUGCAGGGGUGAAUGAAGCUCUAAGUGUCUGCAAUGUU